Paramecium primaurelia is the source of this 4048-nucleotide messenger RNA. The record is from the annotation of a GenBank genome assembly. Lineage: Eukaryota; Ciliophora; Oligohymenophorea; Peniculida; Parameciidae.
CAUAAUUCUAUUAAUUAUGAACUAUGUAAGAAAUGGAUAACUUUGUCCAAUAUUAUUAAAAGGUGUACUAAAUAGAAAAUAAGAACCCUUAUUUGAAGUUGAGAGUUUAGAAUAGAGAAUUAAAAGAAGACUUCUAAAUGUAAUAUAUUUAUCAAAAGUAAUGUUUCAUGUUACAAUUUGUAAAAUAAUUGAUAAUGUUAGUGGUGUGGGAAUGCGAUAGAAGAAAACAAAACUUUUUGAAAAACUUAAAUAUUGAUCAGAUUUACUUGAAUAAAAAUGAAGAAGAAGAUGCUAACGUAUUUAUUUUCGAGGAGGAUCAAUAAAAUAACAUUAUUUAGAAAUAAACACCGUAGUAAAUACUAUUUAAGUUAUGUAAUUGCAUUUGAUUUACAUUUAGUUUACACUUUAGGUUUUAAUCUUAAGAAUGAAAUAUUUUAAUUAGAGGACCCUACCUAAGAUAUUAUAAAAGAGCUUUAUUAACUCAUUUUUGAAGAUUUAAGAAAUGAUUCUCAAAUAAGAAUUUCUGACAAAAUGAUUAUAACACACCUUUAUAAUUUAAAAAUUUUGGAUACAAAAUAUAAUAAAUCCCAUUCAAGGGUUUAUCUUAUUGAGAAACCUUAUUUUAUUAAUUCUGAAAGAAAUACAAUUGUUGUCAAAUGGGUAAAAUAUGAUAGUUAAGAAAAUUUGAAACUCUAUUUACAUAGAGAAAUCAAAUUAUUAGAAAUGGUUAAUGAUUCUGAAAAUUGUACAAAGAUGUUUUGUUAUGACAAUAUUUAUGAUGAAUAAUUAAUAUUUAUGAGGUUCUAUCAUGCAACUUUAGAAGACUUAAAUAACAAAAUAGGUAAAGUUUAAUUAGAUAAAAUUUAAUUAUUGUAUUUAAUCAAAUAAAUGUUAUUAGCAUUAAAGGGUCUUCACUCCAGAUAAAUUAUUCAUAGAGAUUUAAAACCCUAAAAUAUAAUGUUUGAAUACCUUAAUGAAAAUUAAAAUAUUUUAGAAAUGAGAUGUGUAUUAAUUGAUUUUGAUAGAUCUGAUUAAGUUUAAAGAACAAUUAAAUCGAAUUUAAACUUGUAAUCUUAUUAUGAAGGCACUCCUGAUUAUCAACCUCCUGAAGGAACCUAAAAAUAAUAUACUGCAUCAUAUGAUAUAUGGCAAUUAGGAUAUAUUAUAUAAUGUAUAUUAUUAAGAGAUAAAAAUAAAAAUUAUUCCAGACUAAAAGAUAGACCAGAUUAAGCUUAAUAUUUAAAUAUUUUCAAAUCAGAUCAUUAAAAAGUUAUGGAAUAGUAUCCAGAAUUUUAUAAUCUACUGAUGAAAAUGAUGGAUUAUGAUCCAACUAAAAGGCCGAAGUUAGAAGAAAUUGAAUAAGUAAUAUAUAAUAUUAAAUGAAUAAGAUUAUAGAUUUAUAUAUAAUUUUUAUUAUUGAUAUUAAUAAUGGAAGGUAAACAAUAUCUCUUAAUUAGAAAUCUUUAAAUUCCCUUAAAGUAAAUUCUUUAUUGUUAAAUACAAAUUAAAAGCUUAAGUUGACUCAAGCUUAAACAAUAAAGUCAUUUUCAUACCAAAAAAAUUUGAUAAACAAAUUGAUCGUGUUAUGGAAAAGUCCAAAUAUGUAGGGAUAUUUCUAAGUUGUUCGGAUGAAAAAUCAUUCCUAGCCUUUGGGAUUUUACAAUCGUAAUCUAUUGAAUUUGAAUUCUUAACUGUAUUCCUUAUUAUUAACAAAUUAGGAAGACUAAAAAAUUAAUCUAAGUGAUUUGAAAGGCAAUUAGGAUUCAUUUUUCAAAGUUGAUUGGACACUUAAAGGAGUGCUCAGCUAUGAAAAGACUUAAAAAAUAAAAAAUGAUUUGAAUAACUCAUUGCCGGUGAAUUAAUCUAGAGAAGUUUAAGAAUUAUCAGGAUCAAAUGCAGAAGAGGUAUUAACUUAUUCUAAUCUUAAGCUUCAUUCACUUCUUUUAAAAUAAAAAACCUAUAAACCUUAACCUUUGCAGGAUAUUCGAUUACCAAAAUCAUACAAUUAACAAACAUUACCAAAAUAUCCUAAUAAUAGUGAUGAAUAGAUAUCAAGAAAAAAAGUUUAAAGUAGAAGCAGAAGUAGAGAUAAAGAUAAAGAGAAAUCACAUGAUAAGAGAAAAUCAAGCAAAGACACUAAUGAUGAUAGAGGAAAAUUAUAAGAUAAAAGAAAACAUGAAUAACAUGAAAGAAAAGAUAGCUAUAGAAAUAGUUAAGAUAGACAUAAUAAAAGCAGAAGAAGUAGAGAUAGAAGAAGUAGAGAAAAAAGCAAGAGAAGCUAAGAUAUAAAAAGUGAGGAUCGAAGAAGUAAAGAUAGAAAAAAUAGAAAUGAUUAGAAUAAAUGGCAAUUUCAUAAAGAGUUUGUUGAUGACAGUAUACAAAUACAUAAUAGAUAUAGAAUAAGUACAGAGUGAAGUUGGAUUUAAAGAUAAAGACAGAUUGGAAAAAGAAAAAUAGUAAAGGGAAUAACGAGAGAGAGAAAGAGCGAAAGGUUAAAGAGAAUAGAGAGAUAGAGAAUUAUAGAAAAUGACAGAUAAUAUAAAUCUUAGAUAAUCUUCAGAUUGGGAUAAAGAUAAAAGAAUUGAAUAUGAAUAAGAGCAAAUUAAAUUAAAAGAUAAAGAGUAUGAUAGAUUGAAAGAGAAUGAUAAGGCAAAAGAAAGAGAAAUGGAAAGAGAAAGAGAAAGAGAGAAGGAAAAAUAGAGAGAAAAAGAAAAGGAAAGAGAAAAGGAAAGAGAAAGAGAAAGAGAAAGAGAAAAGGAAAGAGAAAGAGAAAGAGAAAGAGAAAGAGAAAAAGAAAGAGAAAGAGAAAAAGAAAAAGAAAGAGAAAAGGAAAGAGAAAAAGAAAAAGAAAGAGAAAAAGAAAAAGAAAGAGAAAGAGAGAAGGAAAAAUAGAGAGAAAAAGAAAGGGAAAGAGAAAGAGAAAGAGAAAAAGAAAAAGAAAGGGAAAGAGAAAGAGAAAGAGAAAAAGAAAGGGAAAGAGAAAGAGAAAGAGAAAGGGAAAGAGAAAGAGAAAGGGAAAGAGAAAGAGAGAAAGAAAGAGAAAAGGAAAAAGAAAGAGAGAAAGAGAAAGAGAGAGAAAGGGAAAAGUAGAGAGAAAAAGAAUUGGAGAGAGAAAAAGAUAGGCAAAGAUAAAAGGAGAAAGAUAGAUAUAGAGAAAAAGAUGAGGAUAAAUAAUAUGAUAAAGAAAAAUAUAGAAGUAAUAGAUAUGAAAAAAAAGGUGAACACUAUUAAUAAAAGGAUAAGAAUGUUCAUCAUUAUGAUGAUAAAAAGAGGAGAAGAUCAAGGGAUAGAUCAAGAGAUAAAUAGAAUUAUUCAAAUGAUAGAAGAGACAGAGAGAAAAGGGUUGAAAAAGAUAGAUCUGAUAGAAAGCAUAAGAUAAUUAAAUAAGAGGUCAAAAGGAAAAGUUCUUCUUCAUCAUAAAGUUAAAAAAAUAGAUAAGUUGAAAUAAAAAUAACAUAAAAUCCCAAUUCAAAAAAUAUUAAACUUUAAGAAGAUUUGAAACCUAAGAGAAAAUAUGAGUAUGAAAAUGAAUUUUAUAGCAAAUCUGUAUCCUUGUCUCCUCAUGAAAAAUAAAUAGAAAUUAUAGAGCCAGUUAAAACACCUGAAAAAAUUUAAAUCUUAGAAAGUAUUCCUGUCUAGAAUACUUUACCUUAAUAAAAUUAAAUACCAUCUGUAAAUAUUUAACCUCCCAAAUAACCAACUAUUCAAUAGGUUGAAGUUGUAAUUGAAAAGAAAGAAGAAACUCCAAGGAUUGUAAUAUAAGAGAAUGUUAAAAGAGUAUUGGUAUUGGGUUAAGAAAAACCUCAACCAACUCAAGAAUCAAAUUUUUAGCUAUAAACCGGUUCUAUGAAAAUUAUUAAAAGCGCUACAGGAAAUACAACCCAAACAAUUAUUGUUCAGAAGCAAACAACAUAGGAUACAAAAUUAGGAUAAAAUCAUUUAAGUGGUCAAGAAAAAAUAAAGGAUCGUAUCAUAAUUAAAAAUAAAUGAGAAUUCAUAUACAAGUUUAAUUAUAAUAUAUUUGCAAUCUUUAGUCCUAGAAGUAGAU